This is a messenger RNA of Vanderwaltozyma polyspora DSM 70294, 417 nucleotides long. RefSeq names its product 60S ribosomal protein eL14 (gene RPL14A). The transcript has 2 exons. The record is from RefSeq and is a predicted model, not a curated record. Lineage: Eukaryota; Fungi; Ascomycota; Saccharomycetes; Saccharomycetales; Saccharomycetaceae. Gene Ontology annotation, molecular function: RNA binding; structural constituent of ribosome. Bases 1 to 417 code for a protein of 138 amino acids. Gene Ontology annotation, biological process: translation; ribosomal large subunit biogenesis. Gene Ontology annotation, cellular component: cytosolic large ribosomal subunit; ribosome.
AUGUCCACCGAUUCUGUUGUCAAGGCUUCUAACUGGAGAUUAGUUGAAGUUGGUCGUGUCGUUUUGAUCAAGAAGGGUCAAUUCGCUGGCAAAUUGGCUUCCGUUGUUGAAAUCAUUAGCCAAAAGAAGGUUUUAAUCGAUGGUCCAGAAACCGGUGUCCCACGUCAAGCUAUUAACUUGGGUCAAGUUGUCCUAACUCCAUUAACCUUUGCUUUGCCAAGAGGUUCCAGAACUUCUACUGUCUCUAAGAAAUGGUUAGCUGCUGGUGUUACUGAAAAAUGGAACGCUACCUCUUGGGCUAAGAAGAUUGCUCAACGUGAAAGACGUGCUGCUUUGUCUGAUUUCGAAAGAUUCCAAGUUAUGGUCUUGAGAAAGCAAAAGAGAUUUGUUGUCAAGAAGGCUUUAGCUAAGGCUUAA